Oncorhynchus keta (chum salmon) is the source of this 4343-nucleotide messenger RNA. Its product is annotated as CSC1-like protein 2. The coding region runs from base 381 to 3017 and encodes 878 amino acids. NCBI's taxonomy places the organism in Eukaryota, Metazoa, Chordata, Actinopteri, Salmoniformes, Salmonidae. The transcript is spliced from 25 exons. Gene Ontology annotation, molecular function: nucleic acid binding; calcium-activated cation channel activity. Gene Ontology annotation, cellular component: plasma membrane. The record is from RefSeq and is a predicted model, not a curated record.
UAAUGGAAUAUGUCGGGCUUCCAAUUGCCUGUAAUUAUUCCCGGAGCGUCCGCAUCCAUUUUCGGUGUCGUUCAAUGGGACUGUGAAGCAAUUCGCCGCUUUUUAAACUUUUGCAACAAAAAGCCCAUAAUGGAUUUCAAAUAUGUUUCUGACACUUCUCAGUAGCUUACUCUCGUGAGGCUGAUUGCUUGGUUUUUAGACCUCGUCACCUUGGUGGUGGAGUUGGAACGAUAUAUUUAGCCUAUUGCGUUUGGGGUAUUGCCAUUGGAGAAAGAGAAGACUCAAACGGAACAUCAAAUUGGAUUGCCAGGUUCCCCGGAAGAUGCGGCUGUGAGCUUGCUCAGAGUGCUGAUCCUGUGGGUCUUCACCUGAUCGUGACCAUGGGGAUAUGGCCGGGUGGUGUCCGGGCCUGCAUUGCAGGCCAGGAGAACUGCUCUCCCAACAAUGAAUCCAAGGACUACUGUUACUCAGCCCGAAUCCGCAGCACCGUGCUUCAGGGCCUACCCUUUGGAGGCGUCCCCACAGUCCUUGCGCUGGACUUUAUGUGCUUCCUGGUGCUUCUAUUUGUCUUCUCAAUAUUGCGGAAAGUGGCCUGGGAUUAUGGACGCUUGGCAUUGGUGACAGACGCUGACAGAUCGAAGAAGUGUUUCAGCGGAUUGGAGGAGCGGGAAUAUGUUGCCUCAGCUCUGCAUUCUGAAGCGCCAGACCGCUAUGAACGUCUCACUUCAGUCUCCAGCUCUGUCGACUUCGAUCAACGGGAUAACGGCUUCUGUUCCUGGUUAACUGCCAUCUUCAGAAUAAAGGACGAGGAGAUCCGGGAGAAGUGUGGUGAGGACGCCGUGCACUACCUUUCCUUCCAGCGCCACAUCAUCGGCCAGCUUGUGGUUGUUGGGGUUCUGUCUGUGGGCAUCGUCCUGCCGGUUAACUUUUCUGGAGACCUUUUGGAAAAUAAUCCAUACAGCUUUGGGCGGACCACUAUAGCAAACCUGAAGUCUGGGACUAACCUCUUGUGGCUCCACACUUCGUUUGCAUUCAUAUACCUGCUUCUGACUGUGUACAGCAUGAGACGACACACUUCCAAGAUGCAUUACAAGGAGGACGACCUGGUGAAACGUACUUUAUUUAUCAAUGGGAUCUCCAAAUAUGCCGAAGAGGUCCACAUAAAACAACACUUUGAACAAGCCUAUGAGAACUGCACUGUUCUGGAUGCUCGAAUCUGCUACAACGUAGCCAAACUCAUGUCCCUGAAUGCUGAGAGGAAGAAGACAGAGCGCAGUUUAAAGUUCUUCACUGAUCUCAUGGCCAAAGAGCACAUGCCCACCAUGAUCAACCCCAAACCCUGUGGACACCUCUGCUGCUGUGUCAUCAAAGGCUGUGAGCAGGAAGAGGCGGUGAGCUUCUAUACUAAGCGGGAGGCCAAACUGAAGGAGGACUACAGAAAGGAGAAAGAGAAGGUCAACACCAAACCUCUUGGCAUGGCGUUCGUCACUUUCCAGAAUGAGGCCAUGACCGCAAUAAUCCUAAAGGACUUCAAUGCCUGCCAAUGCCAUGGCUGCACUUGUCGCCAAGAGCCCAAGUCAUCCCAGUUCAGUGAAAGUCUCCACGUCUACAACUGGAGUGUGAGCUAUGCUCCUGACCCUCAGAACGUGCGCUGGGAGCACUUAUCAUUGGGGGGGAUUUCCUGGUGGAUUCGCUGCUUCAUCAUCAACUGCAUCCUUUUCCUCCUGCUCUUCUUUCUCACCACGCCCGCCAUCAUUAUCUCCACGAUGGACAAGUUUAACGUCACCAAGCCUGUGGAGUAUCUCAAUAACCCCAUCAUCACCCAGUUUUUCCCCACUUUGCUCCUGUGGGCUUUCUCUGCCCUGCUGCCGACCAUUGUCUACUACUCUGCUUUCUUCGAGAAACACUGGACGAGAUCAGGGGAGAACCGGACCACCAUGCACAAGUGCUACACCUUCCUCGUCUUCAUGGUCCUCUUGCUGCCUUCACUGGGUCUUAGCAGUUUGGAUGUCUUCUUCCGCUGGCUGUUUGAUAAGAAAUUCCUUGCUGACGCCACUGUCAGAUUUGAGUGUGUCUUCCUCCCUGACAACGGAGCCUUCUUCGUCAACUAUGUCAUCGCCUCAGCGUUUAUCGGUAACGCCAUGGACCUGCUGCGGAUUCCAGGCCUGCUCAUGUAUAUGAUCCGACUGUCCCUGGCCCGUUCCUCUGCAGAGAGGCGCAACGUAAAGAGGCAUCAAGCAUUUGAAUUCCAGUUUGGAGCGGCCUACGCCUGGAUGAUGUCCGUCUUCACUGUAGUUAUGACAUACAGCAUCACCUGUCCAAUCAUCGUCCCCUUUGGUCUGAUGUACAUGCUGCUGAAGCACCUGGUGGAUAGAUACAACAUGUAUUACGCUUACCUUCCCUCGAAACUGGACAAGAAAAUCCACUCCGGUGCUGUCAAUCAGGUGGUGGCAGCUCCCAUCCUCUGUCUCUUUUGGCUGCUAUUCUUUUCCACCAUGCGCACAGGCUUUGUGACCCCCACGUCCAUGUUCACUUUGGUGGUCCUAAUCAUCACCAUUGUGGUAUGCCUGUCGCACGUCUGCUUCGGCCACUUCAAGUACCUCAGCGCUCACAACUACAAGAUUGACACCAAGGAAACAGAUGUUGACGUGGUUGAAAAUGGCCGCCCACCACUCCGCACCUUCUCCGCUCCUUCUACUAAGUCUCAGCAGCAUUCCACUGAAGCUAAGCAGGGUCGGCCCUGGUCAGUCCCUGGAUGGGAGACCAGAUGCUGCUGGAAGAGGUGUUGGAGGGCCAGUAUGGGACACUCUUCACCUCUGGUCUUAAGAUUGAAUCAAACAACGUACAUUGCCCAGGUCUUACGGGACCCAAUCACGGAUGACGCUUGCACAGGUAGUGGGGAGGAAGAUCGGGGGUCCUCACAGGAUGAGGAGAUGAUCAACACUGGAAAUAGUCUCAAUGAAGCCGAUUUCCAGUCUGGUGAAGACAGCCUCAUAGCCAACGAGGUCCACCAGUAACACUACCAGCUGAGAAGGGGAAAGCGAGAAAGAUGGUGAGAGAGGGAUUUUGGAGAGGAUGAAUGCCAGACACAAACAAACCACCAACUUCACUUUGUAUUCUAAAACAAUCCGCAGUCAUUCCUCCCCCAUGCUCACCCACUCUGUCACUUUUUUUUGGUUGUGCCUCUGCACAUUGGCAUUACCAGAAAAUGCCACACACACAUGGUGUAAUUGUCUAAUUUGGAGCUUGUCUGUACGGAUUCUUCAAAGUCCCCUCUCAGUGUAAUUUGAUCACCCAUCUGCGCGAUAUGAAUCUGGGCGUUGACGCCCCUUGUUUUAUUUAUUUAUCUACUGGAGUCCUACACUUUUAUGGAGAUUCUAUGGAGCACAAGUCCAACACUGGUUUUCAUCAAACCCAAAAAGAUGUAGUCCCAGGUGAAAAAAAACAUACAAUAGCCUAGACUUUGUACUAAUCCCAAAAUAUACCAACCCAUUUUUGUCUCUCUUAUUGGUAAGAGGGGAGUCAAAAUCGUGCCUGGUUUUGAGUUUCUUUUCAUCCAUGUUUCCUUACUUGUGUGUCUAACUACUAAAUCCCCAUCAGGGUGGCUCAGGACUGGUGGAGAGGUCAGGAAAGUUAGGCUACAAGGUCUCCAAUGAAAUCCUGCUCCAAGCACAGGGGUUCAUUCAUUUUUAUGGGUCUACAGACUCGUACCCAAACUAAACUUGGUUCAUUCUUGUCAACGUGCAAAGCACCCAGCAUUAGGUCUUCUUUCUCAUAGUUUAUGAACAAAAUGACUUGCUUGUCCCUUAUUUCAUUGAUGUCUUCUAUUUGUCAUAAGAUAUUCAUAUGUCAUACGAUACUCUGCCACUGAAAAUCCUAGUCAGUGGUUGGAGACACCAUCUUAACAUGACGUAUAAAGAGAUGAUGCAGUCGCUCGAGUUUGUAUUUUUUUCUCUUUUUUUUUCUGUUUACUUCAUGUGUCUCACGUGACUGAAUGGGCAGUGCUGGAGGAUAUCAGGGCCAUGACAUCGGCCCUCUAUCGUGUCAUAAGACAUUCCAAAGACGGCUUUGAGCAUAGCAUGCCAAACAGCCAACCUGCCAGGCUCCGCUCAGUUGGAUUGUGGUAUUUCUGGUGUGAUUUGUUGUCAUGACAUUUGUCUACAGUGAUGCCUUGUCAAGUCACCUGGUCUCUCUGCUCCCCUCCAUCCUGUCCUUCUCAGUUUCCAAAGGGUCAGUCAUGGAUAGCUUGGUGACUCUUGCAGCCACUGACAUUGUGCAGUUUUUUUUAUUUGUAUUUUUGUUUUUUUAUUUUACCUCUACUACCUUAAACAUAUGAACAUCCA